AUGGCGACGCGGCAGGUGCUACUCGGUGCCGGCAUGGACUUGAUGCCGAGCCUCAACUACGAGAGCCCGCUUAUCUUUCCCUUUCUCUCGGCCUUCCUCGCCAACCAAACAAAUUGGCAGCCGUCCCAGACGCCCGGUCUCUCGUUCGUCUACCUCGAUAGCACCGUGGACAACAGCGUCGUCUUGAACAACAGCGGCUGCCUCGCGCCAACGCCCGACGACGCGAUGCUUGACCCGCCCUUUCUCACAUUGCUCUUGCACAACCUGCUCGACAACCAGCGCGGAUGGCACGCCAUUAACCUUUCGCAGUACACGGUCCUCAUCGACUGCACCUUUGACGGUCGGCGCGUCCACGACAUCACGGCGCUCAAGGUCCACCUCUUGGACCCGGGGGGUGUCAACGUGACCACGAUCGCGCUGCAGACCAUGACGAUCGAUGGGCCGCAAAAGCAUGUUGUGAGCGCGUGCGGUGCCGCGUCCAUAGCGACAGCACCGCUGCGUGCGCUCGUGCAAGCCCCGACCUUGCCCCGCGCCACGUACCACCUCCUCAUCGGGAUCGAUUUCCCCUACCUUUUGGCGCCCUUUCAGCUGUUUACGGUGCGGGAUCCGACGCCGUCCAACGGGCGCUGGACCGGCACGCUGUCGCCCACGCACGAAGAAGUUUUGGUCUACGGGUCCGUGGGCCUCUACCGAGGGGCGAUGAACUCCCAAGGCAACUACGGCAUGUACAUCUGGGCAAUGGACAACGACCCGAGAGCGUCUCUGUCUACGAUUGCGUACUUCAUUUCGCCCUUUUGCGUCGACAGCUACGCGUGGGUGCGCUGCCUCCUUGGCAUGGGCGUCUCGCUCAACCUCUUUGUCAACAUGUUUGUGUCGGUCGUGAUCGUCUGCAACCGGUGGCGCUUCAGCCAAGUGCUCUGGAUCCCCGAUCUGUACCCGAGUAUCCAGCGACGCAUCCAGCUGCGCGCCAUCUUGCUCCUCGGCGUCACAAUUUCCAAUGAUUUUUGGCACAUUUUUGAGUUUUGCCUCCAGCGCGGCAACGCCCGGCUCGGCUUGAAUUACGGCUUUGUGCUCGACGCGAUGGUCCGCUCGGACGGCCUCACGUACGUGCUCUCGUUUGCGCUGACGCUUUGCGAUCUGCUGCACACGCGUGUCUGCCUCGACGUCCUGGUCGUUAUCUUUGCGAGCUGCUGGACCUUCCAAAGCGAGCUGCUUCAUCUUUGCAAAUGGAAGCUCACCGAGACGGACGAAUUUAUCCUCUCCAACUACGUUAGGGACAUUGUACCGAACCCGAAUGGGGUUAUGGCCCUCUGGGCAGCCCAUGAAAAUGCGCGAUCGCCGCUCUGCCUCUUUGUGACCGAGCUAACUUGGUUUUACAUUGCACUGCUCCUCACCUCUAUCUACGCAAUCGUUGCGAAGCGCUUGGCGCCAGCGCGGGAGACGCCCCAGCGAGUCCAGGUCGUCCCAUAUCUCUCACGCGAGCACAUACCGCAGCGCCUCCGGUCCGAUAUAUUCCAACUGGAGACGCAUCUCGUUGGCAAAUUGCAAGGGAUCGUGGCGCCAACCCUAACCACAUAUGUCGCCACGAGGGCAGAAGCGAGUGCAGUGCUGCCGGCCUCCAGCAUCUGGCUCCUCGGGUACCUCGUUGUCCGCGACACGUUUGUCAUCGAGAUCGCCGACUACCCUUGGUUAUGUAUCAACUUGAUACUUCGCCGGCGGUAUUUCUGCGUCUAUGGCUUUUGCGUCAUUGACGGCGCGUACACGAAUUCGGAUAAGACACUUCUCAACCUCGACGAUCUCCGACUGUGGGACGUCGUGUGGCGGCUCUCGCUUCAGCCGCUUGCGCUCCGCCCGUAG
Molecule: messenger RNA, 1857 nt
Organism: Saprolegnia diclina VS20
Lineage: Eukaryota; Oomycota; Saprolegniomycetes; Saprolegniales; Saprolegniaceae
Exons: 1
Coding region: 1-1857 (618 amino acids)
Source: RefSeq, a predicted model, not a curated record